Sciurus carolinensis (gray squirrel) is the source of this 7645-nucleotide messenger RNA. It is a transcript of the gene Pgm2l1, whose product is annotated as phosphoglucomutase 2 like 1. The record is from RefSeq and is a predicted model, not a curated record. Lineage: Eukaryota; Metazoa; Chordata; Mammalia; Rodentia; Sciuridae. The transcript has 14 exons. Gene Ontology annotation, biological process: carbohydrate metabolic process. Bases 297 to 2165 code for a protein of 622 amino acids. Gene Ontology annotation, molecular function: intramolecular phosphotransferase activity; glucose-1,6-bisphosphate synthase activity.
GGCGGCGGCUGCGGCCACGACCCAGACAUCUGGGACUGUUGUUGUUCUCUCCGCGCACGCCCGCCGCAGUCAGAUCGCCCAGAGACCCGGACCUGGUCCGCUGGGGCGCGGGCGGUGGUAUCCGCCCUCUCUCUCGGUUCCCUAAAGCUACAACUGGAGGUGGCACCAACACGCUGCAGUUGGUCUCCGAUGCCCUUCAGUGAGGAGGGGGAGUCCGGACCCUGGUGAGCACAUCCAGGUUCCCAAUUCGGUGUCUUCGCCGGCUCCUGAGGCCCGCAUACCCACGUCUCGCUGCCAUGGCUGAAAACGCAGAGGGAGACCUGAACUCCAACCUGCUCCACGCCCCCUAUCGCACCGGCGACCCUCAGCUAGACACGGCCAUCGGGCAGUGGCUCCGCUGGGAUAAGAAUCCUAAAACAAAAGAGCAAAUUGAAAAUCUUUUACGGAAUGGGAUGAAUAAGGAGUUGCGGGAUCGUCUUUGCUGCCGAAUGACUUUUGGGACUGCAGGACUUCGUUCUGCCAUGGGGGCAGGGUUUUGCUAUAUUAAUGAUCUUACAGUAAUACAGUCAACACAGGGGAUGUACAAAUACCUUGAGAGAUGUUUCUCAGACUUCAAGCAGAGAGGCUUUGUUGUUGGAUAUGACACUCGGGGUCAAGUAACUAGCAGCUGCAGCAGCCAGAGGCUUGCUAAACUCACUGCUGCAGUCUUGCUGGCUAAAGAUGUUCCUGUGUACCUUUUUUCAAGAUAUGUUCCUACACCUUUUGUACCAUACGCAGUCCAGGAACUCAAAGCAGUUGCAGGUGUGAUGAUUACUGCAUCUCACAAUCGCAAGGAAGACAAUGGAUACAAGGUUUAUUGGGAAAAUGGUGCUCAAAUCACAUCUCCUCAUGAUAAAGAAAUUCUGAAAUGUAUAGAGGAAUGUGUAGAACCCUGGAAUGGUUCCUGGAAUGAUAAUUUAGUGGACACCAGUCCACUGAAGAAAGAUCCUCUGCAGGACAUUUGCAGGAGAUACAUGGAAGAUCUGAAAAAGAUCUGUUUUCACAGGGAAUUAAACUCAAAGACCACCUUGAAAUUUGUGCAUACAUCCUUUCAUGGGGUCGGACAUGACUACGUACAGUUGGCUUUUCAAGCGUUUGGUUUUAAGCCUCCAAUUCCAGUACCAGAACAAAAAGAUCCUGAUCCAGACUUUUCUACUGUUAAAUGCCCAAAUCCUGAAGAAGGAGAAUCUGUGCUGGAACUUUCUCUGAGACUGGCAGAGAGAGAAAAUGCCCGGAUAGUGCUAGCCACAGAUCCUGAUGCAGAUCGACUGGCAGUGGCAGAACUUCAGGAGAAUGGUCGUUGGAAAGUCUUCACAGGAAAUGAGCUGGCAGCAUUGUUUGGAUGGUGGAUGUUUGAUUGCUGGAAGAAAAAUAAACCAAGAAAUGCUGAUGUGAAGAAUGUUUAUAUGUUAGCCACCACUGUCUCUUCUAAAAUUUUGAAAGCAAUUGCACUUGAAGAAGGAUUUCAUUUUGAAGAAACAUUACCAGGUUUUAAAUGGAUUGGAAGUAGGAUAAAAGAUCUCCUGGAAAAUGGGAAAGAAGUCCUUUUUGCAUUUGAAGAGUCUAUUGGUUUUCUAUGUGGAACUUCUGUUUUGGAUAAAGAUGGGGUGAGUGCAGCUGUUGUUGUUGCUGAGAUGGCGUCUUACCUGGAAACCAUGAAUAUAACAUUGACUGAGCAACUUAUUAAGGUUUAUGAAAAAUAUGGUUAUCAUAUGUCAAAAACUUCAUAUUUCUUGUGUUAUGAUCCACCUACCAUCAAAAGUAUAUUCGAAAGGCUUCGCAAUUUUGAUUCUCCAAAAGAAUAUCCAAAAUCUUGUGGGACAUUUACUAUAUUGCAUAUACGGGAUGUUACUACUGGAUAUGACAGCAGCCAGCCUAAUAAGAAAUCAGUGCUGCCUGUGAGUAAAAACAGUCAAAUGAUUACUUUUACUUUUCAAAAUGGAUGUGUUGCUACUCUUCGGACAAGUGGGACAGAACCAAAGAUAAAGUAUUAUGCAGAGAUGUGUGCAUCACCUGACCAGAGUGAUACUGCCUUGCUAGAAGAAGAGUUGAAGAAACUCAUUGACGCUCUGAUAGAGAAUUUUCUUGAGCCUAGUAAGAAUGGACUGAUCUGGCGUUCUGUGUAGGGGCAUGUCAGCAUGUCACGACUUUGCACUGGCUUAUGGCACAGACAACCCAAGACUCCAUGUGUUGAACCUCGUGUUAGCAUUCUCUAUCUCAUCUGGCCAAGUAUUUUUUUUCCUUUUUUUUUUCUUUUUCUUUUGUUCAGCUGACUAAAUUAAGAGUAUCAAUUUGAAAAUAAAAAUCUGGAGGGAAAUGAAAUUCAAGUUUUUCCUAAUCUUGAAUGAAAGUCAAUACAUUAAAAUGUUAUAGUGAUAUAUCAUUCUUCCUUUAAAACAAAACUAACAAUAUAAAAGUGAGUUUUCUUACUGUAGUGUGAUUAAGCUUAGUUCUGUAUCUUGUAAUUGUGUAUAGCAUGGUUAAAAAAAAGGGUAAAUAGAUAAAUGUUAUAUAAUUAUAGUAGUAGCUAAGGAAAUUAAAUACUAAAAUUGGCAAGAAAAUAGUACUCUUACUAGAGCAUUAUGGAAGAGUGUCAUUGUUGUAUCACAAGUAUUAACUUAUAAAUUAGAGUAUUUGAAAUAGGGUAUUUAGUACUUCCAGUUUAGGACAGAUGUUACAAUAUGUGGGUUAGCACCUCUGCUUCAGGUGCCCUUGGUGCAGUGUAAAUUUACUGUAUGUAUUAAAAACUCUGAUGUUUACUGAACAUAAAACAAUAGUGGCAACACUCCUAGUGGCUUUUGUUCUUGUCAAAUUUCUCAGUGCCUUCUCAAGAGAAUGCUAUGAACUGAAACAAUGUUCCUGCACUGAAUUUAAUCUUAUCAAUUUUCAAAUAGUUAAGGAAAAAUCUUCCAAACUUUACGGGUGCUUCCUCUGUAUCAAAUGGGUUUGUUGAUUUUAAAAUCCUAUGAUUGUAGAAGAAGGUCUUAAUAAAAGCAAGCUUAAUGUAACUGUAGUCAAGAGUUUUCAAAUUAGAAUUGCAUCAGUUAUCUUAAUCUUUAAGUAAAGAAAAAAGGAAACUAGAAAUAGCUCUCAAUUUGACAGUCUAACUUUUGAAUCACAUGUUUAUAAGUAGAUUUAUUCUUUAGCUGAUGAAAUAAUGCUAAUUUUACUAAGAAAUAAAGCACCCAGAUUUUAAGUAUUAAUUGAACACUAAAAAUACUGUUUGAAAAUAACAUCUUGCUGACUUUUGUGGAAUUUUUCAUCACAAGUACUAUUUUUUUUUUAAUAUGGAAAACAGUAAUUUUGAGGAAAGUCACUUUUGGUUGAUUCUAUAAUCUGAAAAGACUUAGUGCAGAAAUACAGUUUAAUCUUCUUAAAGUGUAUUUUCUCUUGUACAGUUUUCAGAAUACAAAUGGUAUAACUAAGAGGUAAGAAUAACAAGGCCUUGAGUGUAAUCACCUAAACAGAUUGCCUAUGGGAGAUAGCACUGGUAUUAGAGAAAUUAUUUCCUAAAAAUAAUGACAAAGAUAUAAAAGUUUGAACUGAUUGAAUGUCAUGGUUUGGUUUGUUGCAGACAUCAACUAACUUUUAAGCUGAUAUAAUACAAACAUAAUUUUUAAAUUAUUGUAUUGCCACUAUUGUUAAUUUGUUCCUUCCUUGCUUUCUUACAGCUGGAUCUUGUAUGACUAUAGAUAAUAGACAGCUAGCUAAAUGUAGAAUACCAUUUUUAUGAAUGAGUUUGUGUAGAAUUUUUAUUUAAAAAUGUAUAAAACAUUUUUGUUUUAUUGGCUUUUAGUAAUAUAGAUUGUAAUUUAGGAAAUGGCAUAUAUUCUACAAAGUAUGAACAAUGUUAUAUAUAUAUAUAUAUAUAUAUACGGAAAACAUGUAUAUUUGGUUUUAGUAUCUGUGUUUCAGAGAUUGUCAAAAACUCUAUUUGAAAUGAAUUUAAAGUGAUACAACAUCCCAUUCAGAAUCACUAAAGCCAUGUCAUGAUUGUCCUUUUAUGAAGAAAACAGUUUCAUUUGUGUGCUUUAAUAUAAUGCAACAUGUAAGUCAUCUUAAGGUGAAAAGUUAUUGAAGCUUGGAUUCUCAUCUCAAAAUUUCUAAGUCUGAAGUUAAAAUUAACAAAAUUUUAUAAAGGUUCCCGAAAUAUAUAAAUUGAGGGAACUCUCUGAUUCUAUCCAAACUCUUGAGUCUUUCUGCGCAUGAUAUUUAACAUGAAUGUGACAUUGUGUACCUUGCCUAACAGGAUACAUUCAGAGACUGCCCAAAAGACAGAAAUGUUAGCCUGGGGUCUCAACCCUGGGCCGUUUUUUGUUUGUUUGUUUGUUUUUAAUAAUAUCAUGGAAGUAUGUACAUUCUAAUUCAGCACAUAAAUCAAAACUGGUAUUUUCUGAAGCUUUGGGGAAAAGAAAAGAAUUAGUGGGACAAGGUCAAAGAAUAAAUUAAAAGUAAAAAAUAAACAAAUGAUCUAAAGGGCAAUAAGACAGAAAAUUCUUCUUGUGAAGAACAAACUUAACACCAUAAAGACAGAGAAUAAACCAUGUACACAGUUUUUUACUUGUGUUUAUUUGUUGUUAAUAUGAGCAGGCAGUGAACCUGUUUUAUUUUAUUAGUUCAAGUUUUGGGAACUGAGAAGAAGUAUUGCUAAUUAUGGAAUCAGUUCCUGCUAGGAUGUUGUGUCAGAAUCAUGGGAGAACUUGGGAGGAGAUAGAGCAGAAAUAAAAAGAAAUCAACUACCCCAAUUCUGCCUGAAUACAUUUAAUUUUAUACAAAUAAGACCUCCAGGAAAAAGUUCAAGAAAUUAUAAUCAUUUAAUUCUGAAGAAGAGAAAGCUGUUAAGAUUAUUUACUAAGUCAUGAGUCAUUAAUCAGUGUUUUUUGUUGAAGGACUCAAAACAAGAAGUACUAUUGCCAUACUGUUUUCCAUCUCUAGUGAAGAUAGACCAGAGGGAAUUUUGGAUUGAAAAAAAAAAAAUAGGCAGCAUGAAAUGUUUAAGAACUUAUUCAGUGGAGAUUGUCAUAAAAUCUAUCUGGAAUCAUUUUUAUUUUUAAGGAAAUAUUUUUUAAAAUAUUUAGGGAUAUAUUAAAUGACUUUAAAUGUUCCUUCCUUCCCGCACAUUUUUUUAAAAUUCAGGUUGGAACAAAAAUGAUGUUGUAAAGAGCACUAACAGUAACAUUUGGAUUUCACUCCACAUCUAGAAGACUUUAGCUCACAAGAUUUUGUGUUUUUUGAAUAGUAGAUGCAUGAAUGCAAUGAAUAAAAACCUGCUUGGAUGCUAUUUUUAAUUUGACCUUGCAAAUCAAGUAAGACUUGAACACAAGUGUGUUCAUCUUGAAGAAUGUAUAGUGUUAUAGGAUAUUUUGAGGUUUUUGCUUUAAACAUAAAGGAUUGUUAUUUAGAUGUAGAAACUUCCACAGAGAGGAUCUGAGAGAUUAGACAUUUUGGAAAAUCUGCAUAUAGAAAAUAGACCUCCCAUUUCUUAGGAAGAAUUCUUCUGUAGCUGAUACAACAGCAUGUUACCUGGAGGCUGAUGGAGAAAUUGUUCUAUGAACUGCUGAUAUUGUUUUUUUAUUUUCCAGAUGUUUUCCAUUGAUGUUUGUAAUGCUUGAAAAAUCCAAAUUUCUCUUUGAUACAUUUAAUUUUAUGCCUUUUUCUCUCUACCUCCCUCUUUUGCCACACACUCUUCUACAUUUUGUUACUGUGAAAAGCUUUUGCCCUAUUACCUCACUGAUAAGAAAUUUAACUGUUUUCAUUCACAGAGCUUUAAACUUAUUCAUAAACUGUUUAUGAACUUUUAAAAUUUUGUUACUGUUAUCAGAAUAUUUAAGACAUUGUAAGAAGUAAUUUUAAAUCUAUUUCAUAGCCUGUUUUAGUCUGUCUGGAUACUACUAUAUGUUAAUUUAUUAUAGCCUUUUACAAUUCACUUGUUUUCUGAGCUUAUUCUGGAAACUGAUGAGGAAGUAGACAUACUAACCAAAAUGGUCACUUGUUCUAGCAUUUUAUUUGAGAUUUCCUUGUACAUUGGGUAGCCAAAGCACACAAUUCAAGGAAAUUUUUCUGAUAUUUGUCUCUCAAAGCAUUUUACCAUACGCCAUAAGAAAUCUAAAUAGAAAAAAGAGACUGGCUCAUUGUUUGACUCUACAAAACUUGAUUUUAGUUUCAGUUGGAAACAGUUAAUGUUGACUAUUGGUUAUUUUAAAAUAGUCACAUACUAUUCCAUUCACUAAGGUAUCUUUCCUCUUGGUUAAGUCAAGACUACGUUCUUAAAGAAGAGGACCUACAAGAAUAAAUAAAGUGGCUAAGAUAUGGGGCAAAGGGACAUACCUAGAGUUUGCUUCUCAGUUUUUUUCACCAGCAGAAUCCUAAAGCAGAGGAGCAUUAAGGAAGGGGAAGGAGACCUGAGAGCAAAAUCAGAAGUAGCCCAUCACUGACAAUGAAAUUUCAUGUUCUGGCUUUAAACUUUAAAUUAAUUUUGCCUUUUCCUAAUAAAACUGUUUAAUAUAAAAAUUAAAUCUUCAAUCUUGAAUGAAACUGGUCUACCAGAAAGGAGCACCACCUUUAUCACAUGGCCUCUCAACUUUCUUCCUCAUUGCCCCCACCCCCAGUGACUGCAUAUCCCUAGGGGUUCACACACUGACUCUCAAGUGAGAAACAUAAGCAUAGAACAUAUCUAGGAUAUUCCCUGCCCAUAGAAGCUGAUCUCCUAAAAUAUUAACGCCUAAUUAAACUGACCUGAAACACAUUAUUGUUGAACCUUACAAGGUAGUCUGAGGUGUUGGCCUAUUUAUUCUCUUCAAUUCCUUGGCAUUCCUUGACUAAGAAGGAGCACCCACCUGUCAGCUCCCUAAGAGCGAGAAUCAGGGCUCAUUAUUUUUCAUAUCUACAGUACCUAGUUCAGUACUUAAAUGCAGUAACUAAGGGAUCUUAUUUUAAAGUCAUGAAUAGUUUUAAAAAGUAAUUAAAAUUUUGAUUUUCUAACUCAAUUUUUUAAAGACUUUCAUUACUGAAAUUUAUAAUAAGUGAUAUUUACUAAGAAUGCACACCCUUAAAUACUCAACUUCUUCUGAGAGAGCCGAGCAUUUUUCUAUGUGGAAAUUGUGUAUAAUGUGUAUUUUACAUCCAAAAGCAAAGUGUUGACCAGGAAGGCUCAGAAUGUAUCUCUGUAGGCUUAAUAUCACUAGUCUAAGUGCCAUUUUGAGCCUAUUAGUACUACUUUCCAAAUGAGCCACAACUAAAUUUGGUAUUAUUUGGCAUAUUUUUUGUCCAGCGUUAUGAUUCAUCAUGUGCAACUCAGGCAAGAAUCUGCAUCUAUAUAUGGUGAGGUCUUGUUAUAGGCUAGAACAAACUCUUGGUAUACAUUGUUGACUAUCCCAGAUAAAAUACAGUUAAGAAUGAAUUAUUUUUCUGACUAAAUGUGUAGAAGUAGUUCAAACUUGUGCCCUUAUUUUAACAAUUUCUGUCAACAUCUCAUUUUCCCCAACAAAAUACCAGGGUGUAUUAUAAAUACUGCCUAUGAGAAUUUGCACUUUAUGUAUUUGUGUGUGGAUUUCUUGUGGUUUUAGCCAAAUGAAGUGUUAUCAGUAAUAAACAGGUCUCUUCAUAA